UAAGCUUUAAAAAAGGAAAACAGAAGUGAGAGAGAGAGAGAGAGAGAGAAACCUGGAGGCCGGAACUCAGUUCUCUCAGUUCUCAGACCCUGCUUCAGUUUCUUGGUUCUUUUUCCACAGCGGUUUUUGGCGCAGUGUGUAGCUGUACCUUCUUCUAACUCAUUGCAAUAGGCGGGCUGUUUAGCACAGUUACAGUUACCCGAAACGCAAAGAUGAGCUAUUCCCAUUCCAAUAUGUGUUCUGGUAGCAGAACUGCUAAAAGAACACUUGAGUUCGGUAGGACACAUGUGGUGAGGCCCAAAGGAAAGCAUCAAGCCACAAUAGUCUGGCUACAUGGACUUGGGGAUAAUGGCUCAAGCGCAUCUCAACUCUUGGAAUCUCUUCCUCUUCCAAAUAUUAAGUGGAUCUGCCCAACUGCUCCUACCCGUCCUGUGGCUAUACUCGGUGGAUUUCCUUGCACUGCCUGGUUUGAAAUGGGAGAGCUUUCAGACGAUGGUCCAGAUGAUUGGGAGAGUUUAGAUGCUUCAGCAGCACAUAUUGCGAACUUGUUGUCAACUGAGCCAGCUGAUGUUAAAGUCGGUAUUGGAGGCUUUAGUAUGGGUGCUGCGAUGGCCCUUUAUUCUGCAACUUGUUAUGCUGCGGGUAGGUAUGGAAAUGGCAACCCAUACCCUCUCAAUCUGAGGGCAGUUGUUGGACUAAGUGGUUGGCUUCCAGGAGCAAGGAGCUUACGGAACAAAAUUGAAGGGUCACAUGAGGCUGCAAGGCGUGCCGCAUCAUUACCCAUUUUGCAAUGUCAUGGAAAAAAUGAUGAUGUAGUCCCUUACAAAUAUGGAGAGAAAUCAGUCAACUCCUUGAAUUCAGCAGGAUUCCGAUACCUUACGUUCAAACCCCUUGAUGGGCUUGGUCAUUACACUAUCCCUAAAGAGAUGAGUGAAGUCUCCAGUUGGCUUUCUGCAAGGCUGGGGCUUGAGGGGUACCGCUCAUAAAUCUGACAGUGUCUAAUUGGAGAUGGUGUGGGAGUAGUAGCUAACAAUAAUGAGUGAGAAACGCACAUGUACAAGUAGGUGCUAUACAAAAUGGGGCAUGGAGUAUAUGGUAUAGCGAAAUUGACCUUUCUAAUUCCCUUUUGUAUUCUGUCUUUCCUACAAAUAAAGUUUUGGGUGUGCUUUUAUGUUCCACUUGGAGGAUGUAGAGCUAGUGGUGAUUUAGUUUUGGAUGUAUUUAGUUUGGGCAUUCGUUUAUGUGAUUUUAUUAUUAAUAAUUAGUGGAGUUCUACUCUC
This is a messenger RNA of Prunus avium (sweet cherry), 1280 nucleotides long. Its product is annotated as alpha/beta-Hydrolases superfamily protein. Lineage: Eukaryota; Viridiplantae; Streptophyta; Magnoliopsida; Rosales; Rosaceae. The record is from RefSeq and is a predicted model, not a curated record. Gene Ontology annotation, molecular function: hydrolase activity.